AUGUUGGCAGUGCAGCCCCGCCGCUGGCUGUCGCGGCCGAAAGGUCUGGUGAUAUUUGCAAUCACUGUUGCUUCUCUGUACUGGUUUCUACUGCAUGGCUACGGUGGCGGCUACACCAAAAGUUGGUACGGCGCUCAAGAUCACGACGGCGGCUCGAACGCUCCGUCCGUAGACAGCCCCAAGGCCCAGGAGCCCAUCAGCGCGCCCAGCGAGCCCAUCACCGAGGCCGAGACCCCCGAACAGAAGCAGGAGGUGUCCUCGUUACAAUACCUGGAUCUGAGCGACCCCAACAGUCCAACUUACGUAAAGAGCUUUGAAGAUAAGAUGAAAGAGGCAGAGGAUCAAAAGGAGGUAGCCCUCCGCGAACAAUUUGGCAUGGAACACGAGCAGCUUGGAAGGGAACCCGGUGCCGAUGCCUUCUAUGGCAAGACUCUCAUGACUUUGUCCACGACGAAGGACCGACCCGCAGAGAUGGAGGCUCAUCUGACCCCCGCCGACAACCUGACCUAUUUCAGCGCUCAACAACCAUACAUCCACAAUCCCUACCCCAACUACAACAAGAAGGCAUGGCUGGCCGAAAGAGCCAGGUACUCUCCGUGUGAGGGGCCUACAGGCGAGGAAGUGAGCGACAUCAUGGCAUUCAAAGGAUUACCCAAGGGCUUCCCUACCGCGGGUAUCGGUAGCUACAGCGUUCUCGGCAUCGAUGGGGAUUUGUGCUACGAGCGAGAGACGAGGCUCGGCAUGUACGGGUUCCAGAACGCGAACGACACAUCCAUACCGUCGGUCGACUGGGACAAUGUCCAAUGGGGCAGGCUACAAGAGAAGUGUGUCCAGAAGAACAAGGCGCGCUUCGGCCUGGUGGGCGAGCCGAACCCUUAUGUGACCUCGGUCUAUUCGCGGCAGAACACUACUCCAUGGGACGGGGCCGAGACUGACUAUGACCUUGACAACGCGCCCAAGCUUCCGGACCACGACGACAACCUGCGAAGAGGACAUAUGGCGGAUUAUCGAAGAGGACUACUAGGGAAGCCCGCUUCCGACAAGCCUAAAGUCAGCACGGAAUCCAGAACCGCCCUGUUGCUUCGCACGUACAUCGGCAAAGAGUACAAUGAGAACGACAAGCAGGCGAUCCGCGCGCUCAUCACUGAGCUUUCCUUGCGAACGGGUGGCCAGUACCAAGUGUUCCUAUUUGUCCAUGUCAAGGACAACGCCUAUGCGAUCUGGGAUGACGAGGCAACAUACCAGUACGUGCUCGAGAAGAACGUCCCCGCAGAGUUCAGGGACAUUGCGGUGCUGUGGAACGAUGAGGCAGUACAAGCCAUGUACCCCAGACUGAACCCCGAACAGGCCACUGUCCAUGUGGCACAGUGGCUUUCCGUUCAGAAGUUUGCCCAGGAAUUCCCCGAAUUCGACUACAUCUGGAACUGGGAGAUGGAUGCACGAAUCACUGGUCAUCAUUACGACUUCCUGGAGAAACUUGCCUCCUUCUCAAAACGACAGCCCCGUCGGGGUCUUUGGGAGCGCAACGAGCGCUACUACAUCCCUUCCCUUCACGGUGACUACGAUACGGACUUCCGAAAGGAUGUGGAGGAGCGCUCAGGAAAGGAGACAGUAUGGGGGCCCAUCGGUCUGCCUUUCAUCACCCCUGUUGGGCCCAAGCCUCCGGUCGAGAGGCCAGAGGAAGACGACUACAAAUGGGGAGUGGGCGAAGAGGCUGACCUCAUUACUGUUGCCCCGAUCUUCAACGUCAAGGACAGCGGCUGGAUUGGCGGGAAUGACUUGUGGGGAUUUAAUGAUUCCACCCAUGCAACCCAACAACUCCCACGCCGCGCCACUAUCGUGACGCAUUCGAGAAUCUCCAAGAAGCUCCUUGACAUCAUGCAUGUCGAAAACCUUCGAGGCAACCACAUUGCUUCUGAAAUGACCUGCCAAACUAUCGCGCUUCUGCACGGUCUCAAGACGGUGUACGCACCGAUGCCCAUCUUCUUUGACAGGGCAUGGAAAGGCAAGGACAUCGGCAGGUGGUUCAACAGCGGUCGAAAAGGCGAAAGUGGAGGCUUCAACUCGGCCAUGGGCUGGGGCCGUGAGGCCAGAUAUGGUGGUACCACCUGGUAUUACCGAGCCACACCUCCACAGCGGCUGUACAACAACCUGAUGGGCUACGAGGAUACCGGCAUCGGCGGCGAAACGUGGGAAGAGGAAAACGGACGCAUUUGCUUGCCAUCAAUUCUUAUGCACCCGAUCAAGGACGUUGCUCCCACGGAACCAGGCUUUGAGAGCGAUUCCCACCUGCCAUUUGGUUGA
Molecule: messenger RNA, 2304 nt
Organism: Anthostomella pinea
Lineage: Eukaryota; Fungi; Ascomycota; Sordariomycetes; Xylariales; Xylariaceae
Source: the annotation of a GenBank genome assembly